UGUACUUCCUCAGUAAUUUGCGAUUUCGUAAUUUUUGAUCUUUCAUUAGUUCUCAGAAUAGUUGAACUCAUGUUGGCAUUUUUCUUUUCUGAAUAUUCAUCUAUCGUUUGCUAAUUUUUAAGAGACUGUGUUUAUCUUAUAUAGUUUUCUUAGCGCUUAAAAAAAUGUUUGGUUUUAUACCGUCGUGUAUACGCCGCCACAAGAAAAAACUACUGUUCUUAGGUGGUGUAGUUGGAGGGGUUGUAAUUUUAAACACUUAUUUUAAACGGAAGCUUACUGAAUGGGAAACUCAACGCACUGCAGAAAUAUGCGACCAGUUAAAACGUUCCAAUCACUUCGAAAAAACUUUGACAACUUGCGAUUCCGUGUUCAUGUCAUGUGUUCCUAAAAUACGUCAGGUAGUUUCCAAAACUGUUGAUGUAAAUGAUAUUGUCAAGCAAGUGAGUACCAAUCCACCUAACAAGAUAGAGUUAUGGGAGCAAUUAAAAGUAUAUGUUUUCACUCAAACAUUAGGUGAAAUGUAUGCUCAGUGCCUGCUAUGUAUUCUUGUUAGAGUUCAAAUGAGUGUUCUAAGUGGAUAUGUGUUUAUGUCUCGUUGCACAAAUGCUAGUGCCACAGAACAACAGCACAAGUAUAUGUCAAGAAUUGAAGAUUUUAUUUUAAAUGGAAUCAACAUGGUUCUUAACCAUAUAGAGAGAGUUGUAAGAGAUAACUUAAAGCCAGUCCCAUUACAUCAAAUGUUGAAGCUUCAAGACAUUGAAAAAAUUAUUCGAUCAAUUCAGAACUCAAUUUUAGAAAGUGGUGACAAUUUUCUCCAAGAAAUAACUUCAUCUCUUAUGCCUACCAGUUCUAGCAGUGUUGAAAAUGAUGAAUUUUUAGAGAAUAUUUCUCUUGAAACCAAAGAUAUUAUUGAAUGCCGAGAUUUUAGAUGUGUAUUGCAGCUGUGUGUUGAUAGCGGUAUAUCAUCUCUUAUGGAUCGUGUGUCCGAGUGUUAUGUCAUUCUUAGUGAUGGUAAAGGUACGUUUGUGAAUCCUCAUGAUUUUGCUGUACCUUUUGCCAAGUUGAUUCCAGUUAUGCAUAAUGUUUUUUGUCAGCAUCGACCAAUAGAACAAGGCAGUUUUGUUCAUACAUUACUACAAUUGGAGCCUUUAAACAACUUUGCUGCAAAUAUUUAUGAAUCUUUCAGCCAAAAAACUUCUUAGAAAAGUUUAAGGAAAAUUUAGGAAACGAUUUUAAUUCCUUGAUUUAAACAUGUUUUGUUUGAAAUUCCGUCCCUCAAUAUAAUAUAAAUAUACUUGGUUUCUCAUAAAGUUUUUGUUUUGUUUACAGUACUUGAUUUUAUGAUGAUUGGUUGGUUGUAUCAUGUUUAUAAGAAUGCUGUUGAUUUGUAUUUUUAAUAGGCAUUUUUCUUACAUAUUAGAUACUUAUUGUUUUUAUUUUGUUAUUGUACCUGUAUCCAUAAUGGUGUUUUUUGGAAAAUCUAAAAGAAUGUUUUUCAUUAUAAUAUAUUUAUGUGUAAAUAGUAGAUAUAACAGGAAUAUAAUUUUGGUUUUUAUUAAUCUAUUAACAUGCCAAUAAAAUAUUUAUUAUUUAUUGUCAUAAUAUUUUGAUUAUAUGUUGAACCUCAUCUGAUAUGGAGAAAGCAUGUAAGUUAUUUAACUCUGAAUCAGUCUUCUCCAUAUUUAAUAUACUGUUUAGAAGUAUACACAUUUCUGUAUAUAUUUUCUUGAAAUUCCAUAUUUUGAUAAUUCUUUUGGAAUUAAAGCUUUGAACUUGAAUUUUGCACGUUCAGAGCUUCCAAAAUUCAAGUUAAAUAAAAAUAGUUGCUUGAAAUUAAUUU
Argiope bruennichi is the source of this 1840-nucleotide messenger RNA. RefSeq names its product peroxisomal biogenesis factor 3-like (gene Pex3). Bases 165 to 1202 code for a protein of 345 amino acids. Gene Ontology annotation, biological process: protein import into peroxisome membrane. The transcript has a single exon. Gene Ontology annotation, cellular component: peroxisomal membrane. Lineage: Eukaryota; Metazoa; Arthropoda; Arachnida; Araneae; Araneidae. The record is from RefSeq and is a predicted model, not a curated record. Gene Ontology annotation, molecular function: protein-macromolecule adaptor activity.